This is a messenger RNA of Schistocerca nitens (vagrant locust), 3959 nucleotides long. RefSeq names its product cytochrome P450 9e2-like. Gene Ontology annotation, molecular function: heme binding; iron ion binding; monooxygenase activity. The transcript has 7 exons. Lineage: Eukaryota; Metazoa; Arthropoda; Insecta; Orthoptera; Acrididae. The coding region runs from base 1 to 1581 and encodes 526 amino acids. The record is from RefSeq and is a predicted model, not a curated record.
AUGGCUGUGGACUGGUGGACGCUGCUGGUGUCCCUGGCUGUGGGCGCCGCCGUCGCGGUCGCUCUUUGGUGGCGCCGCUGCUCCACGCACUUUGCCCGCCGCGGCCUGCCCUCCAUCCCUCCGCUGCCCCUAGUGGGCAACAUGCUGGACCUGGUGCUCAGGAGGAAGUCCAUGGCCGACACUCUCACCGAACUCUAUCGCAAGUUCGAGCCGCAUCCGUACGCUGGUGUCUACUUCACGAUCCCAUUUGUGAUGGUGAGAGAUCCCGAUAUCAUCCGUGCCAUCACUGUCAAGGACUUUGACCACUUUACCGACCACAUGGAGUUCUUCAACGCUGACAAGUCGAACACACUGGCACAAAGGAUGCUUAUCGGUUUGAAAGGAAAGGAGUGGCACGGUAUGCGGACCACACUCAGCCCGGCUUUCACUACAAUGAAGAUGAAGAACAUGUUCACCUUGAUGACAGAGAUCGCUCACCAGGCAGCAGACUAUCUGGCUGUGAAAGCUGCUGAUUACGAGGCUUCUUCUGGCGACAAGGAUUUGCUGACUUUGGAGAUGAAGGACUUUUUCACCCGUGUUACCAAUGACGUCAUUGCGACUACGGCAUUCGGUGUGAAGGUGGACUCGCUGUCAGAACCGGACAACACCUUCUACCGCAUGGGCCGUGACGUCACCAACAUCGGAGCGCUCGUCGCCGGCGGCUUCAUGACAUCCCCUAAGCUCAUGCAGCUGCUGGGCAUAUCAUUCUUCGACCGGAAGGCGAUGGAGUUCUUCAAAUCCAUGGUGUACGAGACCAUUCGUACGCGAGAGAAGCACGGAAUUGUUCGGCCCGAUGUGAUCCAUCUACUGAUGCAGGCAAGCCGUGGAGAGCUGGCUUCCGAGGAAUGCAGGAAAGACGGGACCACCGGCUCCAGAGAGAGAUGUCUCAGCGAUGAGGACGUGGCGGCACAGGCGAUACUCUUCUUCUUCGCCGGAUUCGAGUCAGUGGCCACUCUGCUGACGUUCUGCAGCUACCUGCUGGCCACGCACGAGGACGUGCAGAAGCGGCUGCAGAAGGAGGUGGACGAGGUCAUGCAGAAGAGCGGAGGGCAGCCAAGCUACGAGCAGGUCAUGGGCUGCCAGUACCUCGACAUGGUCAUCUCUGAAACACUGCGGAUAUACGUGCCCGGCACAGCCUUGGACCGCGUGUGCGUGCGCUCCUACCAGCUGCCAGCCGCAGACGGCGGUCCUGGUGUCUGGCUGCACCCUGGUGACGUCAUCUGGGUGCCAGUGCACGCCAUCCACCGCGACCCCAAGUACUUUCCGGAGCCUGAGCGUUUCGACCCGGAGAGGUUCAGUCCAGAGAACAAGCACCUCAUCAAGCCAUUCACUUACUUUCCGUUCGGGUCUGGACCUCGCAUCUGUAUUGGCCAGAGGUUCGCGCUGAUGGAAGCGAAGGUGGUGCUGGUGCACCUGCUGUCAAGGUUCAGCCUCCAGGUGGUCGAGAAGACGCCGGUUCCGCUCGAGAUCCAGCCCAGCAGCAUCACUCUCUCUAUCCAGGGCGGCGCCUGGCUCGGCGUACGGCGCAGGUCGGCUCUGUAGGAGACAGAGCAGUCGUAGGCGCCGCUGUUGAGUCUGUCACUUGCCAAAUCUAUCACGUCGAAAGAUAAUGUAAUCCGUUUGCAUCUGCAGCAAGCUGUACAACGCACCAAACCCGCUCGGGAACGAUAUACAUGAUAACCAACCAUUAGGCAGCAAGGCUGCACAGUCACUGCAAAGACAUCUAAGUCUUCCACACACGUAACCCAUAACAGAUUUUACGUUUUCGUUUCUUAGAACUACUCCCAAAUAUUUAAACAAUGUAUAAUCUACAAUAUGUUCGCCACUAAUCUUGUAGUCAAAUACUGUCGGAUUCUUUCUCUCUGCUACAGGCAUUAUGUUGCAUUAUUAAGACACAUUUUAGGGAGUUACCAUUCAUUAUUCCUAGCGUUCAGUAUUGACAGACUCUACCCAAAUACAUCGUCCAUCACACUAAAACGGUCCUAACUUCUCCUUGGUACUGCUUUUCGGUUAAGACAGUCUAUGAAAAGUUGCACGCACUCUCGCUCGGCUGUGUGUUCUAUAACGAUAUCCACAAUGUCCUACAAGCAAAUACUCAGCUAACACCUUCCCUCACCUCGUCAAUUAACUUGUAAGAUUUCAAACAGCCUUCUUGUACGUAACACGUAAAGUUUCUCUAAUAAGACGUUCACCAAAACACCUCGUGAAAUGUUGUGCUUAAAACGUCACACACCUGUUCAUGUAAUCCAACUCUUAAGCAGACUGCUUCUGUCCUGAACUAGCCUAAUAUUUCUAAUCAUCUGUUAGGUCUAGGUCUGUCUCUAAGAAUGACUGGCUGAGAUACCAGAUAUGGAACACAUACACAUUUCAGUCACACACAAUAUAAAUACAUGUUAGUGUAUAAAAUACUAUAUAGCAAGAGCUACUGAAACAAUAAACAACUCUGAAAAUGUAUGUAGGCAGUACCAGUUUGUUUUACGGAAAUGUCCUUUCAUCAAAGUAAAUAAUUUGGUGGGUAUGGACUUAUUAAUGCUGGCAAUUUAGAUCUUUUAGAUUUCAGAAUAUCUUUGGUGAGAAAUUUUAAUUACUGAUACAAUAACAAACAAACAAAUAAAUGAUCCCAGAUUGCAAUAAAGCUAAUGUCAGCAUUAGAGAAUAGUCGUACUUAACUGAUUGUAAACGCUUAGGCAUAAAAAUUGCCCUAACACACUUCUUUCUGAGCCAACUAGGUAAAAUUCUGGCAUUUGAAAUAGCCUUUUACUACAGAGAAGUUUAUACUGAGGUGUUAUUCGACAAGAACUGUUGAACGCUAAACUGGAAACGGACUUGAAUUUACUAAUGCACUUCAGUAAUGUUAAUCGAUGGGAAUCGUACUGACGGCUCGCAGUAAUGCAAUGUCGGUUGACAAUCGGCAAUACGAUUACAGAGAUGUGCGUACACCUGCUUCCUACCUGAGACGACUUCUGUAGGAUCUGUGAGGUCGACGCUACGUUGCCUCGUUGUUCGGUGUCCCACCGAAAUACUCCAUACAAAACUUUUGUGUUUCAGGACGGGACAGGCCAAUCGAGUAAAUUUGAUACUAAGAACACAGUAGUGGACGGCUGGCCCUUACGUGCAGCCUGAACGUUUAUUUUUCAGAAGGCCAGAAUUAAAUUGUUUAGGAUCUCGUCGCUGACAUAAAUUUGAGAAACAGUUGUGAGCAUGAAGAACCUGAUAAUACACAGUUCACCGCCUGAAAUGACGCCAUUCCAUCUCACUCGUACUGCUAAGCUUUGCUCGUAAUCGUAAAAUACUAUCACUCACUGCCGCUCCUCAACUGUCUCUUUGCAGCACUCUCCACAGAUAUUAAUCUCCCAAGCGGGCCGAAGCUUCUCGAAUUACAACGAAAUUAACUAUUAUAUGGGAACAAAAUUACAUUAUAAAUAGCAAUAUUAGUUCUAAAUAAUACUUUACGUUGCAUCUGUGUAUAUAAAAUCAUUAUAAUGCAAUACAAGCAACGUUGAAACACAAAACUACGGAAAAAUAUUACAUACAGACUUCAUUAAUGUUCCAGAACGACAAAGAUCAGCAUCAUUAGCUGCAACAUCUAACGACGUAAGCCAAGUAAGUCCUUUACAACUCUCUCAACGUGUUACCUCUAACAUUUUUUAAAUAAAAUGGUAGUGGUAAACAAGAUCAAGUCAGAUACAUAACAAAACGAAAUUAAAAGCGCUAUUCAUAAUGGUUUAGGACUGCCUUUCUUGCUGCAAUAUCUUCACAUACAGAAUGAGAAAGGAGAUAAAGUUUAGUUAGACGUAGUUUUUACAGGCCAACUGCUUUUGCGCGUAUGCUAAUAACUAUUGCUAAGAAUUUGUAUUUUCCUUUCUAUAACAUAUGCUCUGCUGUUUAGCAAUAAAGUAUAUUUUGUUGGUAAUUAACAA